This is a messenger RNA of Manduca sexta (tobacco hornworm), 5211 nucleotides long. RefSeq names its product daxx-like protein. Bases 493 to 3801 code for a protein of 1102 amino acids. Gene Ontology annotation, molecular function: histone binding. The record is from RefSeq and is a predicted model, not a curated record. The transcript has 8 exons. Lineage: Eukaryota; Metazoa; Arthropoda; Insecta; Lepidoptera; Sphingidae.
AACGCCUAUAUUUUUUUACAUCCCCACGUUUCCAAAGUUGGCAUUUGGCACUGCCGGACUUAGCAGGUUUAAGAUAUUGAAAAUUGAGAUUUGAGCGUGAGGCUUGGGAGUCUGGGACUUAGAAAUUUACCUGGAGUCUAUAUAUGCGGUCUAGAUUAUUUUGACACUUAUUUGUAUACAAUUGUGACUGUUUGAUGCUUCCAUUAAUAGGUCGAACGGUCUUUAAACUAUAAAGAAAUUCCUUCAGAACAGUUUUUCCAUUCAAACAAACCGUAAACAGUAUAGGACGUGUUUUCUUGGAACUGACCUAUAAGAUAGGUUUUUUAACAACCAAAGAAUUCGGUAAUUAACCUAAUGAAAAUUCAAACUGCAGGGCUGUUUUUAAGUAGCUCAGCCAGUGUGUUUACAGAGAACAUUAAACAGACCCAUUGAUGUAAACUGUAUCUACUUUUAUUUGAUGUGUUGGACAAUCCAAAUUAAACAUUUUGCAUAAUGGCUAGUGAAGACGUCAUUGAAUUAGGAUCAUCUGAUGAGGAAGCAGAACCAGCUUCAAAGAAGGUGAAGCUGAAUGCUAUGGUGCAUAUUCCACAUAGAUUGAGUGGAGUAACUAUUGAGCCUUCAAAACCAAAUUUACCAUUACUGCAUAAGAAAUUAUCUGGAGCACCUAUCACAAUUAAAAAAGUCUCAAAUAUUAACCUUUCUCCCUUAGAUGACAAAAGGAAUAGAAAGCCUGCAUUUAAACAAAGGCCCGUGGUUAAACAAAAUAUAAAACCACUGAAGAAGCCAAUACCCAUUAAGCAAGGUCUUAAUCCUUUAAAUGUAAAAAUGACAAAUUCCCAAAUAGCAAUUAACAAGGUCCCGGCUGUUCCUAUGAAGGAACCAAUAAAGAUUUCGAAAUUAGAAGGGACAUCUUUUAGUUCUUUGCCUUCCAGUAUAACCAUUACAAAAUGUAUACCUACUCAAAAGUAUCCAAAUGUUAAUAUCCAAAACAAAAUUAAUAAGAAUAUUAAAAUCUUACCUAAAGUAAGAAAAGUGCCCAAAGUAAAUGUAGUGCAUAACCCAGUUGCAUCUAAAUCCUCAGUGGGUGAUGUUCUUACUGUAGAACUAGAUGAUGAUGAACAACCAAGCAAUCAUGAAUGUACUAAUGGACCUCAGUGGUAUUUGCGGCCAGAAGAACAAAACCAAAGUGAGAAAAUAGAGAUGAAAAAUAAUACUGAGCCACAAUCUUCAAAGUUCAUAGAAAUAACCAUUGAAGACAGUCCAGUGAAAGCUGUUAACAAUACACAUCAAAUUGGUGCUGAAUUUGCAAUAACUAUUGAAGACAGUCCUAUUAAGUUGACAGCACACAAAAAAAAGUCUACUAAUGGUAGUGAUGAAGAAAAUAAAGGAGCACAUAAGAAACCAAAAACUAGAAAACAAUUAGAAUAUCCUAAGACUGUUUCUAAUGUCAACAGUACCAAAAAUUCUGUUGAAAUAGAGUUAGAGCCAUUGGAAGUGGCAAUGGAAACUGUAGAAGCAAACAAGAAUAAUGCAGUUCAAAAGGAUAUUAUGGAUAAUAAUUUGCAGCUUAAUUCAUCCCAAAUAAAUAGUGUCCCUAAAAACUCGGCUAAAACUAUUGAUUCCAAAGAGUUGGAAAUACCAUGUCUAAAGACUGAUAAUCAAACUAACAGGGACACUGAAUUUCACCCUGUGUAUCAAAAUUUUAUAGAUUUAUGUUUUAAAUUGGAAAAUUCUGAUGAUAUGAAAAAAAUUGUGGAGAAAAAAAUCAAAGGUUAUUACAGGCAGGUUCCUAAAGAAUACACAGAAUCGGAAGAGUUCAUUGAUAUGGUAUCUACUAAAAUAACUUCCAUGAAGGCAGGACCAGAAAGGAUGUAUUUAUAUAUAAAGGAUGUUGUUGAUGAAUUAAAUUUUAAGAGAAAAACAUUUAAACCUAAGGUGGUAACUAAUCAGGAAACAAAUGAUAAGGAAGCAGAGAAAUUCUUUUAUGGUGAAGAAAGUGAGUUUGAUUCUAAACGGCAAAGGCAGAUUCGCAAGCUGGAGAAAACUUUGAAAAAGUUGCACCGAGCCAUACAGAAACUGGAAGAACAGGAAGUUGAUUUUGAUGAUGAGGAGGAUUCUGUAUAUCUCCUCACAGAAAGGUACAAGGAAAGAAUGAUUCGAGUACAUGCAAAAUUCUGCCAAUUGACUAAUACCAAAAUGCCAUCAGAGCCCAGGAUACAUAUUGAAGCACGGCCUGGUCAACCCUCCGGACCAGCAAAACGCUUGGAAAAGAUGAUUAACAAAAAAGUGCCUAUUGGAACACCACUGCCUUUCCCGGAUUUUCAUGAUGUCCUUAAAUGUGUCCGAGAGGCAAAUGAAGAAGAUAAAUUACGUUGGAAUGAGGCAGAUAUAAUGGAUGAAGCUCGUGAUUUGUUCAUGAGGUGUGGGAGAAAGUUGCAAAGACGUAGACAAGAAAACGAAUGGAGGUUAGCAGCAUCCAGGAUAUCAGUGGAACUGGAUCCGGCAGCGGAUAAUGACGAGUUGAAGAAAAAGUUAGACCAAAAUAAAAUAUUGGCUGUUAAAAAGGAGACUGAAGUAUUCAAUAAAUAUGCAGAUAAACAAAACCUAAUGAAGCUUGAGGCCGUGGAGAUAGAGGACAAGGAGGCUGAGGAGUCACCAGCCGGAAGCGACGACGACGAUGUUCAUGAGGAUGAUGUUUCUUUGGAGAAUAAAGAAAAAAGGAAAGAGAGGCUCAGAAGGUUAUUACAAGAAAAGUUUACCAAAGAUAAUGAAAAGGACGAAAAUAAACAGAUAAGAAGUCCAAAAGAGGAAACACAAUUAGAUAAUGGCAUACAAAAUGAAAAUUGUUCGAAUAUAAAAAUAAAAUCAGUUGAAAGUCUCAGUGAAACUGUUACUAUCGACGAUAAAGUGCAGACACUUAGCGAUGAUAGCACUAAAGUGAACUCGGACAUGGAUGAGUUACAUUUGCUGCAGAAAUUGUACUCAGAGAGUGAGGCGAAUGAUUCCAGCGUGAAUUCCUCAGAUUCAGGAAGUUUUAUUGCCAUAUCUGACUCGCUGGAUUCCAGUAGUGAUAAUAAGAAGCAACCUAAUGAAGAUGUUAUUAGUAUUGAGAAUUCAAGUUACUCUGAACCUGAGGGAAGUGAUGUUGAAAAUGUAGUGAAAACAAAUCCAGCCAAAUGUCCUGUAUUAGAAACUAUAGAAGAAACAUUUCCUUCAGAUACCAAAUGUACUACUCUUGCUGAAAAGAAAAUUGACAAAACUAAUAAUGAUGAGUACAGUGAGUCUAUUGAAAACAUUCUACUUGCAUCUUCUGAUGAGGAAUGUGGGGCAUCUAAAAAGAAAAAUGACAAUAAAGAUGUCUGUGUUGAUGUAAACAAUGAUAUACUGUCAAUGGCACAAGAUGUCCAGGAACUGAAUAGUAUCCAAGUUGGUAUAGAUAUUUCAGAAACAAAAGAAAACUCUCUGGUUAUGAAAAAACAAUCCAAUAAUACAUCUACAAAAGAAAAUAUUGACCAAGCAGUGGCUAGUAACAGUUUAAAAGAAGUUGAAAUAAGUCAUGAGAAAAUAAAAUCGAAUGCGCCAGUGCUUAUUGGAAAUAAUAUAAAUAAUUGUGAGGAAACAAACAUUACUUCAACACUAGACAAUAAUAUUGUUACUGCUGAUCUAACGACAUCUGGAUCCGUUAAAAAGAUACAAGACAAUAAUAAACUAAACACGGAAUACGAUUCUGUAGAACAAAUAGUGGGUUCCAGUACAGAAGCAAUGGAAGUUGUAACAACUACAUCAACUAGUGAGAUCUGAUGAAUGGCUGACCAAGAGGGUCAUUUGUUUUUACCAAAACUGUAUAAAUACGAGCAAUAAUAUUAAUAUAGUGAUUAGUUUUAUAAAUAUAUUUUAUAGACUUGCUUCAAGUUAAGAGUGCCUUUCCACCAAAGACGUGCAAGGUAGUUAAAUUGUGCGAAAAUUUGUAGUGACUGAACAGGUUGAAAAGGAAUGUUUUGCGUUAGUCCUUUUCAAACAGCCGCGAUAAUCGAGGUUGGGAAAACGAAGCGAUACAAUUGGUGGUUACGAACGCUAAAUGUGUGUAAAAAUAUUCAUAACAAUCUAACAUCACAUUAAUUUUAAACUGUAAAUAGCUCCCCAAAAAUUGUUAAUGUAAAUAAUUGUUGUUUAAAGAGACUAUAACGAUGGUUGAAUUGGUAGUUGUCUUAAGUUUUUUUUUGCGGUUAGUAAGUUAAAGGCAUACAUGGAAUUAAUGUAUUUUUCUGCAUCUUUUGAAAGCAGGUUUAUUUUUCGAAAAAAAAAAAAUCGCUUAACUACCGUUUUCAAUAAACGAACCCGAUCGUGUUUUCAAAUCCAUCGCUAAAUUACAUAGAAACAAAGAUUUUUUUUUAAUUACAAAUUAAAUAUGUUGGUGGGUUAAUUAUAUGGAUUGGAUCAAAGAUAAAAAUUGGGAUCGUUUAUUGCAAACGACUGUUACUCAAUUAGCUUUUCAACUGUCUAUAAUAUUAUGUAUAAAGCUUACGCAAAUAAUGGAUCUUGUAUAAAUUAAAAGCUGCGUAGUCUAACAUAGUUUUUUAUUAAACCAAUGUAUUACUAUAUUAUAUGUAUGAGUCAUAAAUGGAGAUAUUUUGAAAUAUCGAAAUUAAAAAGUUACAACAUGCAUUAUUAGUGGUGUCGAAAUUUGAUUUAAAAUUAAUAUUGACUAAGAUCUUAGAUCAGACUGAUUUAUGUUUGAUAAAUGUUUUUUCCCGUUCAGUUCAUAAAUGUAUUUCUUCGUCAUCUCUUAUGGGUCUCGAACUACACUUUUUAUUAUAGGUCCCUGCCGAUGUAUUUGUAUGAUUAUUUAUAUUUUUAAACCAAGUAUAAUAAAGAGACUAAGGCAGUAUGCUCCAUUUAUAUAGAUCUAUAGCGGGACACGAACGGUAAUUUCGUACUUUGCGUCAUUUUAUACAAAUUGUGAAAAUUCUCGUUAAGUCCACGGCGCUGUUUCGGCUUCUAUUUAGAUGUGUGAAUAUAUAUAGUGUAAUUAUUUUUUAAUAAACAUAAAUAGCUAUUAUAGUCAUCUAAAUCAAGUAAAUAAUAAUAGUUAUGUAUAACAGUUGACUUAAUAUUGUUAUAUGAGACACUAUUGUAUUUUGUACGUACAUACCACCUGUAUUAAUCAAGCGUGUACUUUUGGUGUAAUAAAUAGAGUACAAUAUUUUGAAA